CUUGCGCGCAGAAAACGUAAUCCACGUCCUGAGUUUGAAUUAGAAGGUUGUGUUACUUAGAAGUGUAUGAACAGUUAAGUGAGUGCUAUCAAGUGAUUUUUGUAUUUUUACUUUGUUUUAGUGCAGUGAACUAGUUUUUCAUACCAGUCGUCGCUCGCGGAUGAAUACAUAACUCUGACGUCACCACCAGCUUCUACUAUUCAAAGUAUUUUGAGUAGCCGGUGCAGUGGCAGUGUGGCGUUUGUAGUUUUACCGGUCUUGUUUAUUAGUCUGUAGUACAUCUAACGAAAUGGCUGACCAGCUGACUGAAGAACAGAUUGCUGAAUUCAAGGAGGCGUUUUCCUUGUUCGACAAGGACGGUGAUGGCACAAUAACAACCAAGGAAUUAGGAACUGUCAUGAGAUCGUUAGGACAAAAUCCUACAGAAGCUGAGCUUCAAGACAUGAUCAACGAAGUUGAUGCUGACGGUAACGGGACAAUUGACUUCCCGGAGUUCCUGACAAUGAUGGCCCGAAAGAUGAAAGACACGGACAGUGAAGAAGAAAUUCGAGAAGCGUUCCGAGUGUUUGAUAAGGACGGUAAUGGUUUUAUCAGUGCGGCAGAGUUAAGGCAUGUUAUGACCAACCUCGGUGAAAAACUAACAGACGAAGAGGUUGAUGAAAUGAUCAGAGAAGCAGAUAUUGACGGUGAUGGUCAAGUAAAUUAUGAAGAAUUCGUUACCAUGAUGACAUCUAAGUGAGGCGUUGUGGGUGAAUUAAGUGCGAUCAGACCUGCAUUUCUGCUUUCAAUUCUAACACUACAAUGAAUUGGAAAUGAGAGUAGCAAAACACAAACACUAAAGUGAGCUUUGAUGUUUUCAGUGGUUAUAAGUGAACAACUUUAAUAUGUACGUGUACAUUUUUGUAAAAAAUACUGUUAUAUAUGGUACAUUAUCUUUUAACUGUGCAAACUGUGUCCGUAAGUUAGCAGCGAGUGAUUCCCAUACCCACUUAGGAGUCUAUCUUACCAUGGCUCCUCCUUAGUAAUCUUAGGAGUGUUAGGGUCAUUCACAUUCCUUAAACGAUCCCAUGGCAAUUAAAUUGGUGGUAUUUUUAAGUUACAAAAUUGUCAUUUAAAAAGACAUUAAACGUGUUUUUCUUCUUUAA
Messenger RNA from Homalodisca vitripennis (glassy-winged sharpshooter), 1145 nucleotides. RefSeq names its product calmodulin. The record is from RefSeq and is a predicted model, not a curated record. The transcript is spliced from 4 exons. NCBI's taxonomy places the organism in Eukaryota, Metazoa, Arthropoda, Insecta, Hemiptera, Cicadellidae. Gene Ontology annotation, molecular function: enzyme regulator activity; calcium ion binding. The coding region runs from base 290 to 739 and encodes 149 amino acids.